GACGACGGACAAAAGCGGUUGUCAGCAAUAUAUAAAACGCCAAUCAGCACACCUAACGACACCAGCAUAUACAAUUCAAUGAGCGCAUGCAAACACGCGCAAUGGACAAAGCUGCGGCAGGAAAGUGGGCGGGUAAUGCUGGCUGUCUCAGACAGGCCUCAGCGACUGCUCGAACAAGUUCGCGAUCCAGAGGAACCACAUGGCAUCGCGGUGCUGAUCGGAAACUACACAAAGUCCCUCUUUCUCAACAACAUGUGUCCAGGGAGCAGGCACCCCAGUAAUGCGAGACACCACGGUGAGAUCCAUCUACAUAUCUCGCAUGCCCGUGCCACUCAGCCAGUCCUCGUCGCCGAUGGGGACCUGCCCGUCCACAAUCGGCUGCCCUCGGCACCAAAAUCAUAUCGGUGCCACGAAACCGACGAAGACUACUUGCCUGCAGAUGUGCACCACGCAGUCCCGGCAGCCGACGAAGUCUACCAGAGAUUCGUCUUUCCCUUUGUCGAUGUGGCAUGUCUAUUCGUUGCUGACAUUGGCGGGCCUGACCGCGCCAUAGAGUGCCUGGCCUCUUGGACUGCGAGGGAGCGGUCAUCAACCUCGCCCAUCCGUCCGGUGUUGAUUGUCGUGGUGCCGAGGGAGCACGGCCAACGGAUGCGUGUUGAAGUAGCUCGCAUGGGCCAGCCGGCUGGCCCUGCAUCGCUGACUCGUCAUUUUCAGUCCAUCACCAUCGUAACAUUCUCACCAACCCAACGCGGGAUGUGGCAGAGAAAGCAAUUAGGAACUCUUCGUCAGAAACUCUACCAGGCCAUCCGAGUAGUCCAUCGCGAGCGACGCGACAGAAGCUUUCUCUUCUCCGCUCGCCAUACCGUCGCAUUCCUCCAAGCGGCGUCACGGGACCUAGGUAGGUCGCCACGGUCGCCGGUAGACUUGAUCCAGAUGGCGCGAGCGGCCAAUCCCAUUGCUUCCGAUCUAGCAACCCACCUGGUAAACUUCUUCCGCGGACGCGAUGACGACACGCUGGAGUCCUGUGCCAUUCCCACAGCCGCCUCGAGCCUCCUGCUAGACCAGUACCCACCUGGGAUGCACCAUUUCCAUCCCCAGGACGUGUUUCGUUCCUUGUACCGUGAUGCCUGCGCCCAAGCCACCCUUGAGCUGGAAGAGAUCCGAGCAGCAGCGGAGAUGCCGCCGCUACCAUUCGACCUCAGUCGGUCGCUGGAGCGUAGCAUGACGGAACUAUUCCCCCAGCUCCAGCAGCUCGAUUCGGCAAGAGAUGCCCAUCGACAUCAGUUGACGAGUGUGCAACGGCACCAGCGGCUUCCGUCCUCGGAAAGCACCUGCUUUGUUUGUGUUCGACGUAGACCCCAAUAUUGCCUGCCCUGUCGGCACUGGGUAUGCCAGACAUGUGUCUGCACCUUUGCCCGCCUUGAUGCGGGUGAUCCGUAUCUAUUCCAUGCGGACGAGUGUCUGCUAUGCGGCGCAACGGCUGGUCCCUGCAUCCGCGUCCGACCAGCCACCGCCACCACACGCAUCCUAAGCAUUGAUGGGGGCGGCACAAGGGGUCGCGCUCCCCUCGAGUUCCUCAGCGUCCUGCAGGAAGCCAUCGGCCUGCCCUACCCCGUCCAACAGAACUUUGACGUCGUCUUCGGCACCAGCUCAGGGGCCCUCAUCGCAUGUGCGCUGUGCAUCAACGGCUGGCCCGUGGACCAGUGCAUUGAGUACUUUGAAACAUCGUCCAAGCUUGCGUUCGAGGAAUCUCGCUACUCCCGCAUCGUGCGGUCGCUCUUCCACGCCGCACCCUUUGUGGCGCCUGCUGUCGAGCUCGUCAAGUCCUUGCUUGUCGACUGCAAGUACGCCGCCGACCAGCUCGAAGCCAUUCAACAGGAGGCGUAUGGCGCGCGUCGAAGCAUUGUUGAUUCCGCUGAAGCGAGCCGCGCGGGGACCCUGGUGGGUGUGACACUGACGAGCGCACAGGACAGCAGCACUUUCAUCGUGACAAACUACAACGCAGAGAAUCAUGAGAAUCAGGAGAUCCUUGUUCACAUACUGAGUAUGGCCGUCAGUUACUUCACGGCCCACCACAUCCAAGGUGCCGGCACAUUCCAGGAUGGGGGCCUCGGGUACAAUAACCCAGCCCCCAUUGCCAUCAAAGAGGCGGCAAUUCUUUUCCCAGCGGCGCCUAAGCCAAGCACCGUCGUCUCGCUGGGGACGGGUUCCGCUGGCUCCAGUACCACGGCGAGCGCGGGGAUCGCUGCGAUGUGGGAGGAUUCGUUCCCUGCGCGACUAUAUCGGGCCUUUUGGAAGCAAGGAAACGCCGGCACGGCGUGGAAACACCUGGUGAGCCAAGAGGAGGAUAAAGGCCAUGGCGUCUAUUUUCGGUUCGACAUGGAGUACGACGGGAUACAGCCAGCGUUGGACGACGUGAGCAGCAUGCCGCACGUCGCGCAGAUGGCACGUGACAGCGUGCUUGGUUCGCCGCAGAUGGAGCGCCUGGCGCGACGCGUGCGUGCUGAGCUGUUCUACUUUGAGCUAGCCGCCACGCCGCGUCUCGUGAAGGGUGCAUACCACUGCACAGGGUAUAUCCUCUGCCGCCAUCGCGCAGGCACCGAGCAGUUUGACGUGUUCUUGCAGCAGCUGACAGGGCGCUCAGCCUUCCACUGCUUGGAAGGGACCACCCCGGAUACGUCUGUGUCCGCCGCCCACAGGGACGGCGGGGGCAAUUUUCGCCUAGCUGUCGAGCUACGCGUGUUGAAGCGGACAACACAAUGUCGCAUCACGCUCCAAGAGGAGGAGCCAUCGUCCUUUCCUUGCGACAUCAGCGGCUCCCCAUUCACACUCGAUUGGCUCAUGGAGCAACAGAAGCUCGGUGUGAGUUUUGGUCGGGCUGACCAUCGGUAG
Messenger RNA from Emericellopsis atlantica, 2892 nucleotides. Its product is annotated as acyl transferase/acyl hydrolase/lysophospholipase. The transcript is spliced from 4 exons. NCBI's taxonomy places the organism in Eukaryota, Fungi, Ascomycota, Sordariomycetes, Hypocreales, Bionectriaceae. The record is from RefSeq and is a predicted model, not a curated record. Gene Ontology annotation, cellular component: membrane. Gene Ontology annotation, biological process: arachidonate metabolic process. Bases 79 to 2892 code for a protein of 937 amino acids.